Phacochoerus africanus (Common warthog) is the source of this 1392-nucleotide messenger RNA. RefSeq names its product aminolevulinate dehydratase (gene ALAD). NCBI's taxonomy places the organism in Eukaryota, Metazoa, Chordata, Mammalia, Artiodactyla, Suidae. Gene Ontology annotation, biological process: heme biosynthetic process. The record is from RefSeq and is a predicted model, not a curated record. Bases 308 to 1297 code for a protein of 329 amino acids. Gene Ontology annotation, molecular function: zinc ion binding; porphobilinogen synthase activity. The transcript is spliced from 13 exons. Gene Ontology annotation, cellular component: cytosol.
UGAGAGGGGGGCGCUGCUUCCGGGUGAGCUGCCCCGCCCCCGCGUGGGCCCAAGAGACCAGAGCUCGCGACUGUGGUGGCGGGAGUAGCGGCGUGGAUUCCUUACGAAAGCCGGUAACAGGGAACUUGAGCAGAAGCCAAGAGACCCAUGGUCAAGCCCAGCUCUGCACCUGACUCUGGGGAUGUCAGACCCCUCCCGUCGCCUUUCUCCACCCUGCUUUCCACAUCAGAAUAGCUGAGCACGAAGCAGAACCCCCAGGAGCCCUCCAUUCCAACCAGCUGGCUGCUCUCUGUGCCCCCUGCCCACCAUGCAGCCCCAGUCAGUCCUGCACAGCGGCUACUUCCACCCACUGCUUCGGACCUGGCAGACAGCUGCCACCAGCCUUAGUGCCUCCAACCUCAUCUACCCCAUCUUUGUCACGGAUGGUCCUGAUGACAAACAGCCCGUCGCCAGCCUCCCAGGAGUGGCCAGAUAUGGCGUGAACCGUCUGGAAGAGAUGCUGAAGCCCCUGGUGGAAGAGGGCCUGCGCUGCGUCCUGAUCUUCGGUGUCCCCAGCAGAAUUCCCAAGGAUGAGCGGGGCUCUGCAGCCGACUCCGAGGACUCCCCAGCUAUUGAGGCGAUCCGUCUGCUGCGCAAGAACUUCCCGAGCCUCCUGGUGGCCUGCGAUGUCUGCCUGUGCCCCUACACCUCCCACGGUCACUGCGGGCUUCUGAGUGAGAAUGGGUCAUUCCAAGCUGAGGAGAGCCGCCAGCGGCUGGCGGAGGUGGCACUGGCCUAUGCCAAGGCAGGAUGUCAGGUGAUAGCCCCGUCGGACAUGAUGGAUGGACGCGUGGAAGCCAUCAAGGAGGCUCUGAUGGCACAUGGAUUCGGCAACCGGGUAUCAGUGAUGAGCUAUAGCGCCAAAUUCGCUUCCUGUUUCUACGGACCUUUCCGGGAUGCAGCUCAAUCAAGCCCAGCUUUUGGAGAUCGCCGCUGCUACCAGCUGCCGCCUGGAGCACGAGGCCUGGCCCUCCGAGCAGUGGACCGGGAUGUACGGGAAGGAGCCGACAUGCUCAUGGUGAAGCCAGGAAUGCCCUACCUGGACAUCGUGCGGGAGGUAAAGACCAAGCAUCCUGAGCUCCCUCUUGCUGUGUACCACGUUUCUGGAGAGUUUGCCAUGCUGUGGCACGGGGCCCAGGCCGGGGCAUUUGAUCUCAAGACUGCAGUACUGGAGGUCAUGACUGCCUUCCGUAGAGCUGGUGCCGACGUCAUCAUCACCUACUACACACCUCAGCUAUUGCAGUGGCUGAAGGACUGAUGGAGAAAGUAUGCCAGACCCAAGAACUAGAACUUUAAAAAUUCCUGAGCCUUGCAGAAGUGACAACCAAAGUAAACACUGCUUUUAGAACUGUG